AUGGGCAACAUUUGCCAGAGAUUUCGGGGCUACAUGAAGCUCUGUCUUCCCUGCCUGUUUCGGGAGGCAGAAAUCUCGAUGGUGAUUGAGAACCCAGGGGCCUGCAACCCCCCUGAGCCUGAGCCUGAGCCUGUCCCUGUCCCACCACGGACUCAGGAACCCUGGAAAAAUCAGGGCCACUACUUUGUGGCUCUGUUUGAUUACCAAGCUCGGACAGCAGAGGACCUGAGUUUCCAUGCCGGGGACAGAUUUCAAAUACUGGACACUUCCCAGGAGAGCUGGUGGUUGGCCAGACGCUUAGAGGAAAGAGCAAACGGCCCUUGUUGGCAGCUGCAGGGCUAUAUUCCUUCUAACUAUGUGGCGGAGGACAAGAGCCUGGAGGCAGAGCCGUGGUUCUUUGGAGCAACCAAGAGAGCAGAAGCACAGAAAUACCUGUUGCAUUCAGGAAAUCAGACGGGUUCUUUUCUAAUCAGAGAAUGUGAAAGCCAGAAAGGAGAUUUCUCCCUUUCAGUUUUAGAUGCAGAGACUGUAAAACACUACAGAAUAAGAAGACGGGAAGAUGGGGCCUUUUACCUUACUCGGAGAAAAACCUUUUCAACACUGAAUGAAUUUGUGAGUUACUACACUAGGACAAGUGAUGGCCUGUGUGUAAAGCUGGGAAAACCAUGCUUAAAGAUUCAAGUCCCGACACCUUUUGAUUUAUCAUAUCAAACUGCAGACCAAUGGGAAAUAGAUCGCAACUCUAUUAAACUUCUGAGGCGAUUGGGAUCUGGUCAGUUUGGUGAAGUGUGGGAAGGCCUGUGGAACAAUACGACUUCAGUAGCAGUCAAAACAUUAAAACCAGGUUCAAUGGAUCCAAAUGACUUCCUGCGGGAGGCACAGAUAAUGAAGAGGCUAAGGCAUCCAAAGCUGAUCCAGCUUUAUGCUGUUUGCACUUUAGAAGAUCCCAUUUAUAUUAUUACAGAGUUGAUGAGACAUGGAAGCCUGCUAGAAUAUCUCCAAUGUGAUGCUGGAGUAAGAAUUCAUCUGAGUGAUCAGGUAGACAUGGCAGCACAAGUAGCCUGUGGAAUGGCUUAUCUCGAGUCCCAGAACUAUAUUCACAGAGAUCUGGCUGCCAGAAAUGUUCUGGUUGGUGAGCAUAACAUCUACAAAGUGGCAGAUUUUGGACUUGCAAGAGUUUUUAAGGUAGAUAAUGAAGACAUCUAUGAAUCUGCUCCUGAUAUUAAGCUGCCUGUAAAGUGGACCGCACCUGAAGCCCUGGUUAAUAAGAAAUUUAGCAUUAAGUCCGAUGUGUGGUCAUUUGGAAUCCUUCUCUACGAAAUCAUUACUUAUGGCAAAAUGCCUUAUGGCGGUAUGAGAGGUUCUGAAGUUGUGCAGUUUUUGAAUAAAAAGAAUAGACUUUCUCAACCAAGUCACUGUCCCCAGAAAUUCUACAGCAUCAUGUUGGAUUGCUGGAAGGAAGACCCUAAGGAAAGGCCAAGAUUUGAAACACUGUAUUAUAAAUUUGAGGAGUACUUUGAAAUAAGCACUUCAUUUGAUACAAGUUACUACGAAGGUGAAAAUUAA
Molecule: messenger RNA, 1566 nt
Organism: Sorex fumeus (smoky shrew)
Lineage: Eukaryota; Metazoa; Chordata; Mammalia; Eulipotyphla; Soricidae
Gene: FRK
Product: fyn related Src family tyrosine kinase
Exons: 8
Coding region: 1-1566 (521 amino acids)
Biological process (GO): cell surface receptor protein tyrosine kinase signaling pathway; cell differentiation; protein phosphorylation
Cellular component (GO): extrinsic component of cytoplasmic side of plasma membrane
Molecular function (GO): non-membrane spanning protein tyrosine kinase activity; signaling receptor binding; ATP binding
Source: RefSeq, a predicted model, not a curated record